AUGUGGCAGCUUUUAGCAGCAGCCUACUGGAUGCUUCUUCUUGGACCUAUACAUGGUUAUCACAAGAAAGGAGGCAUCACAAAUCCUGAGGCUACUAUGAAUAUUAGCCAGAUUAUUUCCUACUGGGGUUAUCCUUAUGAAGAGUAUGACGUUGUGACCAAGGAUGGUUACGUCCUCGGAAUUUACAGGAUUCCCCACGGAAGAGGAUGUCCAAGAAAAACUCCAAAGCCUGUCGUGUAUUUGCAACACGGGUUAAUUGCUUCUGCCAGUAACUGGAUUUGCAACCUUCCGAACAACAGCUUGGCUUUCCUUCUGGCAGACAUCGGUUAUGACGUGUGGCUGGGGAACAGCCGGGGAAACACCUGGUCCAGAAAACACUUGAAAUUUUCACCCAAAUCACGAGAAUUCUGGGCCUUCAGUUUGGAUGAGAUGGCUAACUACGACCUUCCAGCCACAAUCAAUUUUAUUGCAGAGAAAACGGGACAAGAGCGACUCUACUACGUGGGCCACUCCCAAGGCACCACCAUCGCUUUCAUAGCAUUCUCUACAAAUCCAGAGCUGGCUAAAAGGAUUAAGAUAUUUUUCGCAUUGGCUCCAGUCAUCACGGUGAAAUACACCCAAAGUCCUAUGAAAAAAUUAACAACUCUUUCCAGAAAAGUAGUCAAGGCGUUAUUUGGUGACAAGAUGUUCUACCCUCAUACCUUUUUUGACCAAUUCAUUGCCACCAAGGUAUGCAACCGGAAGCUAUUCCGUCAUCUCUGCAGCAACUUCCUGUUUACUUUGAGUGGAUUUGACCCAAAAAACUUAAACAUGAGUCGCUUGGAUGUUUAUUUGGCACAGAGCUCUGCGGGAACAUCUGUGCAGACCAUGCUGCACUGGGCCCAGGCUGCUAAUUCCGGUCUGUUCCAAGCUUUUGACUGGGGAAACCCUGAUGAGAACAUGAUGCACUUUCACCAGCUCACACCUCCCUUGUACAACGUGACCAAGAUGCGAGUGCCCACAGCUGUGUGGAGCGGAGGACACGACCGUGUGGCUGACCUCAAGGACGUUGAGAAUUUACUGCCCCAAAUUCCCAGGCUUAUUUACUAUAAGUUGAUUCCACACUACAAUCAUGUGGAUUUUUACCUCGGACAGGACGCACCGUGGGAAAUUUACCAAGACCUUAUUAGACUGAUGGACGGAUGUUUGCAAAAUUAAAUAGCUUCCCUUUCUCUAAGCAAGUGGAUUCUUAAAAUAAUACUGUGGUGCCCAGACCCUAAGGUGACCGCUCCAAUGAUUUUUGCCUCCUAGUGCCCGUGUGUUGGUGUAACCCUCUCCCCUUGAGUGUGGGACGCCCUUGAGACUUGGUUCUGGCCAACAGAAUUGGCAAAGGUAAUGCUGUCACACCCUUGUUUGGAUCAUGUUUGUGGCAAAGGACGUCAACUCCUGAUUGCGUCAUAUUAUAGGAGAAUCCAUCAGGCAGACUGGAGAAGAGAUCUCCCUUGUUGGUUUGAUGAAGAGGACAGAUAUGUGGAGGAAGCCUACAUGACCUCUAGGAUCUGUGCCUAUAGCAGAUAACCAGCAAACAACCAGAUUCUCAAUCAUACAGCUGUGAGAUCAAUUACAUCUACAUCCUGGAUGAACUCAAAAGCCCACGAAUCCCCCAGUAAAUCUUCCAGUUGAGAAAGAAGGCUGGCCACCCCUCAUUUGCAGCCCCGGGAGACACCCUGAGCUGCAGGGGACUAGCUGUGCCAUACCCAGACCCAC
Panthera uncia (snow leopard) is the source of this 1746-nucleotide messenger RNA. It is a transcript of the gene LIPK, whose product is annotated as lipase family member K. The transcript has 9 exons. Gene Ontology annotation, cellular component: intracellular membrane-bounded organelle. The coding region runs from base 1 to 1197 and encodes 398 amino acids. The record is from RefSeq and is a predicted model, not a curated record. Gene Ontology annotation, molecular function: hydrolase activity, acting on ester bonds. NCBI's taxonomy places the organism in Eukaryota, Metazoa, Chordata, Mammalia, Carnivora, Felidae.